Molecule: messenger RNA, 1728 nt
Organism: Haliotis rubra (blacklip abalone)
Lineage: Eukaryota; Metazoa; Mollusca; Gastropoda; Lepetellida; Haliotidae
Product: cytochrome P450 2U1-like
Exons: 4
Coding region: 158-1213 (351 amino acids)
Biological process (GO): xenobiotic metabolic process
Cellular component (GO): cytoplasm; intracellular membrane-bounded organelle
Molecular function (GO): iron ion binding; heme binding; oxidoreductase activity, acting on paired donors, with incorporation or reduction of molecular oxygen, reduced flavin or flavoprotein as one donor, and incorporation of one atom of oxygen
Source: RefSeq, a predicted model, not a curated record
CAAGAACGCCGACGUUUUUUCGGACAGGCCGCACUCACUCCUAAAUGACUUCCUUACAAAAAGGAAAGGUUUGAUUGCAACCUCUGGUGAUCUUUGACGCGAACAAAGACGCUUCGCCCUCAACACUCUGAGGGAGUUCGGAGCAGGCAGGAAUAUCAUGGAGGACAAAAUACACGAAGAAAUCUCACAGUUUCUCGAGGCCUUCGAGACAGAACGGGGACAAGGGUUUGACUGCCAACGUCUGGUGCAAAAUGCAAUUUCCAAUAUCGUCUGCUCUAUUAUUUUCGGAAAGCGAUUUGAAUAUUCUGACCCACUUUUUGUACAAUUUUUGAAAGCCAUUGGCGAAGUUCUUGCCAUCAUAGGUGCAGCUAGUGUGGCGGACAUGUUGCCUAUUGUGCGCUUUCUCCCUGGGGAUCUGUUCAAAUUUAAGAAGGCAAAGCAGAAUAGCGAUACCAUCAUUUCACUUCUUAUAGAGCCUAUGAUAAAAGAGCAUUUGCAGAACCAUGAUGGGGAUAACGUUGACGACUUCAUCCACGCCUACAUCAAGGAAAUGCGAUUUCGGAAAGAAAAAGAAGUGGAGACGAAAUUAGAUUUGGAGAACCUGGUCAUGGUUAUUAGAGACCUAUUCGUAGGAGGGACAGAAACUACUUCCACUACAAUUCGAUGGAUUCUGGUCUACCUACUCAGUAACCCGGAUGUGCAGGAGAAGUGUUUUCAAGAGAUCAAGGAACACAUCGGCCAGAGCAGACGACCUACCAUGAAGGACAAGACCAACCUGCCCUACGUGGAAGCAACCAUUAGGGAAGCUUUGAGACUAUCAGAUAUCAUCCCUACAUCUCUCCCACACGCUGUUCCCCAUGAUGUCCAGUUUAGGGGAUACACGUUCCCAAAAGGUGUACAGGUCAUAGUGAUGCUUGAUUCCGUCCUACAAGACCCGGAUGUAUGGGGUGACCCAGAAAGCUUCCGGCCUGACCGUUUCCUUGACGACAGUGGCAAGAUUAUUAAGAAAGAAGAAUUCAUUCCGUUCUCUCUAGGUCGAAGGGUGUGUUUGGGUGAGUCGAUGGCCCGGAUGGAGUUGUUCCUCUUCCUGACCACCAUGAUCCAGAGGUUCAAGUUUGUCCCCGUGGACGGCCAGAUGCCUUCCUUGGAUGGACUUAUCGGCAUAACUCAUUCCCCAAGACCAUUCGUCAUGAAAGCAAUUCAAAGGAUUUGAGCGUGACAACCCAAGAAAUAUUUCAGCUUCCCGAACAUGUUUCAAUUGUGAUGCGUCGAAUAUCAAACUCAGUCAUGCCCUAGCGUGAAUCAUUCUUAUUUUCCGAAAGUAUUUCCAUUAGAAACUACAUGUUUUUGUCAAGUGAGGGUCACUGGAAAAAGUCCACAUUUACAAGCGUGUAAAUGUCUCGUAAAGAUGAGGUUUACAAGACAUUUACAAUUUUGGAAAGAUGAGGUUUACAAGACAUUUGCAAUUUUGUAAAUAUGAGAUUUACAAAAAAUUACAAUUUUGGAAAUGUCCACAAAGGGAGAUAACUGGUUGGUAAUGAACUCCUCCAGUAUGUAAAUGAAUGUUCUUUUGUACGUCUCAAGACCUACUGCCUUGUUAAUUGAUGAGUGAGUCAAAUCAGUUAAGACGAAUAAUGUCAUGCUUCUCUCAGAGUGACGGAAGUUAAUUUAUAUAGCAUUUCUUAUUAAAUUAAAUAUUUCUUUUUCGUCCGAACAGAAUUCACAUAU